AUGGGCCUCAAGUUUUUGCCGCCAGAAGUCGAAGAGGUAAUUUUUCAUUUAUUAAGAAAAAUCAACGUUUUACUUUCAGAUUCUCGCUCAAUUCCGGCUGGAUCGCGGAAAAUUGCAAGAAAUUAGCGAAAAAGUGGAGGAACAGAUGAAAAAGGGUCUCGCGCAGACGAAGGGCUCCUCAAUUGCCAUGUUGCCGAGUUAUGUGCCGGCGUUGCCCGACGGAACCGGUAAGGUCACAAAAUUUCAUCCAAAACCAUUGCUUUUCCUAAAACUCUCGCACAAUCUGGUGCCGAGACCGCAAACACCGGAUUUGACGACAACUGUGCAAGAGCACCGUAAAAACCGGUAACAAGUUGCAGAAAAAGGAAAGUAUGUGGCAAUCGACUUGUCGGGCAAAAAUCUGAGGAUAAUGUUGCUGACAAUGGACGGAAAAUCGCCGCAACGACAGAAUACCGUCAAUUAUAUUGUGGCGAAUCAUGUGAUGAAGGGCACCGGCGAUCAGGUAAGCCGGAAAACGUUUUUUCAAAAGUUCUGCUGCUUUUGUUUCCAGUUGUUCACAUUCAUCGUCAACUGUCUUCAACGAUUCCUUCAGGAAUUCGGACUCGUCGAUGCGAACCUUCCAAUCGGUAAUUUUUCGACGCUCCAGCAUGCUCCAACGGCAACAGAAACUUAUUUUAGGAUUCGUUUUCUCCUAUCCGUGCGAACUACUGUCAAUCCGUUCGGCGCGUCUUCUCUGGUGGACAAAAGGCUUCGACAUCAAGGAUUGUCUUCAGAAAGACGUCGUCGCACUUCUGGAAGAGGCUCUCGAGAUGAACAUGGUCAGUUUUUGAGCGAUUUUGAGUCAAUGAUGCUUUUUCCGCGCAUUUAAAAAGCUAUCAAUUUUCAGUCGACAAAAGUGAACAUCAAAGCGGUGAUGAACGAUACGGUGGGCCAGUUGGCGGCCGCCGCACACAAAUACGGACCGGAAUGCACAAUCGGAGUCGUCAUCGGCUAUGGGUCCGUUUUUUAAUUCAUUAAAGAACCUGGGGCAAAAAAUUCGAGAAAACAUCCCAAAAGUGUUCUAGUUUUCUAGGCCACGUCCACAACUUUAAUUGUGCGAUGUUCCUAAGAGUUGGGAAAGAAAGACAAUUCCACAAUUUUUGCAGAUGCAACUCGUCGUAUUUGGAAAAAACGUCACGAAUCACAAAGUUUGACGCGAAAAAGCUGAACUACAAUCACGAGAAUAUGAUUGUGGUGACCGAGUGGGAGGAGUUUGGCAAAAAUGUGCGUUUCUUCGAUUUUUCGACACUGUCAUUGUUCAAAUUUCAUCAUUUCAGGGAGAAUUGGACGAUAUAAUGACGCAAUUCGAUCGGGAAGUCGACGCGGCGAGCGUGCACAAGGGAAAACAAUUGUGAGCAUUUUUCGGGCAGUUUUUGAAACUUUUUUUUUUAAUUUUAAGAAUCGACAAGCUGUGCGGAGCCCUCUACAUUGGCGAAGUCGUCCGAAAAGUGCUGUCGCAGCUCGUUCUGGACAGGUAAAGAGCAUUUUUUGGUGGAUUCUAGAAAUUGCGAAAAAAGUGUUCAGAAUACUGUUCGAAGGACAGUCGUGCGAGAAGCUGGACGAAGUGGAAUCGUUCCCGACAAAAUACAUCUCUGAAAUUCUUGGGUGAGCAUUUUAAGCAUUUUUUUUGAGUAAAAAAUGUUAAAAUUUGGUGGUGCACUUUUAAACCAAUUGGAUUGUUCAAAUAAGACCGAAACAGGCAAAAUAACACCACUUUUUGUCGAGAAACUGUAAUCAUUUAUAAGAAAAAUUCACUAAAAUUGAUGAAUUUCCAAUUCGGAUCGAAAACCCUAAAAUUUAUCCAAACUCGUUUGCAGAGAAGAAGAGGGAAUUUUCAAGGCGUGCCGACGAAUUUGCGAUGAGCUGGACGUCCAAAUGCACGGAACCACCGAUUAUAUUAUCAUUCGAGAAGUUUGUGACGUCAUUUCGAGACGAGGCGCCAGUAUUGUCGCCGCUGGUACGCUUUUUUCUGAGUGAACAUUGUAAAAAAAACUGUCCGAACUCUCACGAAAUGCCUUAAAGUUGUGGCCGUGGCCGAGAAAACUCUUCCCCUUGCACUUUGACAAUCUGUUAAUGUGUGUGUGUGAAUGCUUGCGCCGAAUGCCAAAAAAAGAUCCCAUGGCCUAGGAGUUUUCUAGACCACGGCCAUUUUCUUUAUCAAUUUGCAGCCCUCGCCGCGCUGCUCCGUCACCUGGAACUGUCGUCCGUCAAAAUUGGCGUAGGCGGUGCGCUCAUCCAAUUUCACCCGACCUAUCAUCAAAUGCUCAAGGAACAAUUGGAGGAAUUGACGCCGAUCACGUUGAAAGUGAGUCGAUAUUAUCUAUCUAUUGUUUCCAGGGUUUUUGUAUUAGUUGAGACGAAAUCUUGUCAAAUUAUUAAAGCUUUGUGUUUGUUUCAGUUCGAGCUGGUGCCCGCCGACGAGGGAAGUUGUCAAGGAGCGGCGCUGAUCGCCGCCGUCGCCGAACGUCUAAAGCUCUGA
Molecule: messenger RNA, 2518 nt
Organism: Caenorhabditis sp. 36 PRJEB53466
Lineage: Eukaryota; Metazoa; Nematoda; Chromadorea; Rhabditida; Rhabditidae
Source: the annotation of a GenBank genome assembly